AACGCAUGAUCACAGCUGACCCUGGUACUUCCCUCAGGCCGAAUUUGCCUCAUUGGUCACAUGUGGCCAUGUAUCUUCGUCGGUAAGGUAUACUCUCUUUGAAAGCGGCAUCAAGCGUCCGUUGCCAUCAAAGGGUCGAUGGCGAUCGCAUUCCAAGGCUUCCCUUGAUUUGUUCAAGUAAUGCCAGGCAUCUAUAGGCUAUUGACGUUGCGUCGCGCGCCGAUUUGAAGAGGGCUUGGAUGUCUGGUGCGCUGCAUUGCAUCCGUGAUUUCUUCCGUCCCUUCCGCGUUAUCUUGGGAAUAUCGUACCGGCGGCGUCCUCUUCUUGUUCGUCGCUUUGGAGUUUAACCGCGUCCAAGCUGAUAUUAUUGUUUGCACGCACUCUCGUGGGACCGGAAAUGUUGGUCAUAUCUCAGCAGUCGCCAUGAUGCCCCAUGAUGCCCUGAAUCACCAUUAUCCAUGCAACCACGAAGAAACCAACCCAGGGCGCGCUUUUUUCUUCUCCAUCCUCAACGUGUUCGCUUUCUACCUGGUCUGUUCAGUCUAGUUGCGAACGUAUGACUGCUUCGUCACCUCCCUGCGGCGCCGCUAUCCCUCGUUGCGUUUAUGCAAUGAACAGCCGUAUCCAGUCCGGACCCUCGAUACGUCACCAAGAUUCGUCGCUGCCUCUACAUCGCCGUUGUUUUACGAAGUGCAAAACGUGCCCAAGGUACCUUCAGCUGGUCGUAUCUCAGGCUUGGGAUAGUCUUCUCGACUCCUGGGAUCUAGUUGUCCACGUAGCCCAGACCUAUCCGAGCUCUACGUGGGGUCCACCGAGUUCACCUGUCUCUGGUCGGUUCUGGCCUUUUCGCCGUCGUGUCUAUCCCGCUGUGCUUCGCUUUCUCGUUCGCCGCAUCUCCUGUGGUUGAUGCCAGGCGCAUAGGUGGUGUUGCAGGUUGUAUGAUGUUGUUGUUCCCUCC
Punctularia strigosozonata HHB-11173 SS5 is the source of this 958-nucleotide messenger RNA. RefSeq lists its product as uncharacterized. Lineage: Eukaryota; Fungi; Basidiomycota; Agaricomycetes; Corticiales; Punctulariaceae. The transcript is spliced from 2 exons. The record is from RefSeq and is a predicted model, not a curated record. The coding region runs from base 557 to 907 and encodes 116 amino acids.